Cylicocyclus nassatus is the source of this 738-nucleotide messenger RNA. Lineage: Eukaryota; Metazoa; Nematoda; Chromadorea; Rhabditida; Strongylidae. The record is from the annotation of a GenBank genome assembly.
AUGCUGUUUAAAAUGAAUCCUUAUCGCGUUGAACGAUUUAUUGAAGGUGUUCAUAAGCGUGUCAUGAAUGAGUACAUCCGUAUUGUAAAUAUACCAAUAUCUAUGCGUAAAGAAUUUUCUCUAAUGCUGGAAGAUUUUGUCGUCAUUGUGGGUUACGAUAAAGAUAGCGAACGUGAUUAUAACCCUCUAAGUUGGCCGAGGCCAGCCGGUAUAGGGGCCAGUACCAAGUGUUUGCAGGCAAAGGUGACGUAUAAGUUCUGGAGGUAUUUCACCAGUAUGGGCAAGACUGAACUUGGUGAAUAUAAUCGUGAGCACCAGACCAACAUAGUCGUCGUACAGGAAAAGACGCUGAGAAUGAACGAUCAGAACCGGCUGUGCUUGUUUUUGCGAAAUCUCAUCAAGGAAAAGUAUCGUGAGAAGCAGAAGUCUCCGAUAGACAUGAAGAUAGAGCAGUGGAGGAUUGAGUUAGUUGGUGUAGGAGUGUUCGAUCCCGUCAUACUUGCUAGAAGACUGGACUUCGAUUACCGAAACUGGAAUGGAUUGCCGUUUGAUGUGAUUAUCGAUUAUAGAAUCAAGAAGGACAGUUUGGCUGGUAAACUUCCAAUAGGGCCAUUGACAUUGCCUGGUCUCGAGGAGAAUAGAGAAGCCGAGAGUGAGAGUUAUUCUGAAGUUGUUAAUCGUGGCGUGAAACGUGUAAAUGCGGACUCGAAGUCGAAUCCUAGGAAAAAGAAGUCAUAA